GCAACAUUUGCAUUUCUCACACAGCAAAUGUAGCAGGUUCUGUCUUUAAUGUGAGCAUUUUAUUAACAAGUACCUCAGCAAUGGAAACAAGACAACGAACAGACUCAGUGGGAGAACCUCCAGAUUUGCGCCUCAUCCUUCUUGGAUCACAGAGAUGUGGAUUUAACUCUGUUGCAAAUGGAAUCUUAGGAGGAACAGACUUUGAAUGGGGGAAAAGAACUGCUCAGAAUAAGACACGUUCAGCGCAGGUGAACGGUAAGGUGAUCCAGCUGGUCAAAGCUCCCGUGUGGCUGAGGAGUUACCAUCUGUGUGACACGGCAGAACUCGUCAAAGAUGAACUAGUGCUCAGUGUGACUCAUUGUGAACCAGGACCACAUGCUUUUAUUCUGCUGGUCGAGGUGGACUUACCGUUCACAAGUGCAUGUGCUAAUGCAGUAAAGGCCCACUUAGAGCUUUAUGGGGAAAAUGUGUGGAACCACACUAUUGUGUUGUUUACCUGCGGAGACUGGUUGGACAACAUCACUAUUGAACAAUACAUCACUGGGGAAGGAAAAGACCUGGAUGAACUCCUCAACAGAUGUGGACGAAGGUACGUGUUUGAUUGCAUGAGCACCCGUCCAACUCUGAGUCAAACUGUUCUGGACCAAGUUGAGACUCUGGUGGAGAGAAAUGGAGGAAAACAUUUUGAAACGGAUGAGAAUGUGAUCCAGAAUAUUCUCAAAAAGAGGGAAGAAGUGAACAAGAGAGCAGAAAACAGAAAACAAAGAAGAAUCAAACACAAGAAAACAUGGGAGAACAUGGCAGGAUCACCCAUGUCUGAGGUAACCAUCGUCAUGCUCGGUUGGGUUUUUACUUCAAAAUCUGAAAUUAGUAGUGUCAUUUUGGGCAUACCUGAAAAAGAGGGAAGAACAGAAACAUGUGACAAAGACACAAAAGUCAUGAAAAAUGGACUGAAGGUGACUGUUGUAGAUACCCCUGGAUGGUGGAAAUACUUCUCUGCCAGUUUGGUGCCAAAUUCUGUCAGAUCUGAGAUCAUGAAGGCAUUAGAUGAGGAUGAGGAAACAGGCCACACAUCUGCCAAAGAAAAAUCCCACGACAAGGUUUCUUCUGGCCGUGCUUUCCUCUUAAUGAUACCAGCUGACACUUCAUUUACCAACGAACAGAAGAAGAUCAUAGAAGACAACAUGAAACCUUUUGGUGAGACAGUCUGGCAGAACACCAUAGUGGUCUUCAAUAGAGCUCAGUGUCUUGGAAACUUUGACAUUGAGCAGCACAUUGAAAGAGAAGGGGAGGCUCUCAUCUGGCUGGUGGAGCAGUGUGGGAACAGAUACUUUGCCUUCAUUGAUGAAGUAAAACACCAGAGUGAACUUGAAGAUCAGGGAGAGAAGCUGGUGGACAUGGUUGUGGACAUGGUGUCAAAAGAUCAGAGCCUUCAGAUACCUUCAAAUAAGGACAAAGAACAAAUGGCAGAAACUGGACACCGUAAAGAGGAGGGAAGUCCUGAGGAACCAGUCGACCAUGAUCUUAAGAAGUUGGUGGAGGUCCUCCACAGAGAGUGGGAGUGGGGAUCAUGGGAAAUGACAGAGUUUCUCUCAAGAUUUGCUCAAAGACCAAUAACCAGAUACCUAAAACGUGACAGAAGUAUUGACAGACUUUUUGAGUUUCCAAAGUCGAGCCAUACGAGAGAAGAGAUAGAAAAGAUAUUAAGAGAUGAACUGUGUGGAAGAAGUCUGGAAGAGGUGUUGCAGACUGCACUGCAAAUAUACUUCCAAAGAGAAUGUGGAGCAUUUGAUAUCCUGUCGAUAAUGUUUGAGAAAGACCAGUUCAAGUCUGAGUGGAAGCAGCUGUUUGAGAGGGAGUGGGCCAGGAGGGAAGAGCGAAUGAUGGAAUAUGUCCUCACAAAAUAUUUCACUGACAGUAAAGAAGAUGCUGAUGCAGGUGAAGCUCACGUGAGGAGCUGUGAAGACACUUCUCUUUGGACGGUGAAAUCGACACCUUUGAAAAGUUCUCCAUGGAUGGAUCAACUGCCUCCUUUGAUCAAGGAAAUAGUCAAAGGAAUCUUAAAGAGGUUAAAAGAAUUAAACAAACCAGUACAUAGUUCCCUCCCAGCUCCUCUGGACUCCCCUCCCCUCCAGAUACUUAGUUGCUGCAGAAUAAGCAACAUUUGCAUUAGUUCUUUCUCACACAGCAAACUAAACAUUAUUUUAAAGAGUAUUGCAGGUUCCCUUUUUAACAUGAGCAUUUUACUAACAAGUACCUCAGCAAUGGAAACAAGACAACAAACAUGGUCAAAUGAAGAACCUCCAGAUUUCAGCCUCGUCCUUGUUGGAUCACAGAGAUAUGGAGUUAACUCUAUUGCAAAUGGAAUCUUAGGAGGAACAGCCUUUGAAUGGGGGAAGAGAACUGCUCAGAGUGAGACACAUUCAGCGCAGGUGAACGGUAAGGUGAUCCAGCUGGUCAAAGCUCCUGCAUGGCUGAGGAGUUACCAUCUGUGUGAUACAGCAGAACUGGUCAAAGAUGAACUGGUGCUUAGUGUGACCCGCUGUGAACCAGGACCACAUGCUUUUAUUCUGCUGGUUGAGGUGGACUUACCGUUCACAAGUGCAUGUGCUAAUGCAGUAAAGGCCCACUUAGAGCUUUAUGGGGAAAAUGUGUGGAACCACACUAUUGUGUUGUUUACCUGUGGAGACUGGUUGGACAACACCACUAUUGAAGAAUACAUCACUGGGGAAGGAAAAGACCUGAAUGAACUCCUCGACAGAUGUGGGCGAAGGUAUGUGUUUGAUAGCACGAGGACUCGUCCAACUCUGAGUCAAACUGUUCUGCACCAGGUUGAGACUCUGGUGAAGAGAAAUGGAGGAAGACAUUUUGAAACUGAUGAGAAUGUGAUCCAGAAUAUUCUCAAAAACAGGCAAGAAGUGGUCAAGAGAGCAGAAAACAGAAGAAAAAGAGGAAAAAAUGACAAAAGACAAGACAUGACAGGAGCGUCCAUAUCUGAGGUAACCAUCAUCACGCUUGGUUGGGUUUUUGCUGUUAAAACUAGAGUGAGCACUGCCAUACUGGACACACCUCUGCUAGAAGAAAGAAGAGAAAAAUGUGUCAGAAAAACAAAAGUCAUGAAAAAUGGACUGAAGGUGACUGUUGUAGAUACCCCUGGAUGGUGGAAAUUCUUUUCUGCCAAUUUGGUGCCAAAUUUGGUCAGAUCUGAGAUCAUGAAGGCAUUAGAUGAGGAUGAGGAUGAGGAAACAGGCCACACAUCUGCCAAAGAAAGAUCCCAUGACAAGGUUUCCUCUGGCCGUGCUUUCCUCCUAAUGAUCCCAACUGAUACUUCAUUUACCAAUGAACAAAAGAAGAUCAUAGUAGACAACAUGAAACCUUUUGGUGAGACAGUCUGGCAGAACACCAUGGUGGUCUUCACUAGAGCUCACUGGCUUGGAAACUUUGACAUUGAGCAGCACAUUGAAAGUGAAGGGGAGGCUCUGAUCUGGCUGGUGGAGCAGUGUGGGAACAGAUACUUUGUCUUCAGUGAUUAUGCAAAAGGACAAAGCGAACUUCGCACUCUGGGAGAACAGCUGGUAGACAUGGUUGUGGACAUGGUGGCGCAUGAUCAGAGCUUUCACAUACCUUCAAAUGAGGACAAACAAAACACCACAGCAACUCCACACCGAACAGAGGAGACAUCAGCUGAGGAACCAGUGGAUGAGGAUCUGAAGAAGAUGGUAGAUGUCUUCCACAGAGUUUGGGGCUGGGGGUCAUGGGAAUCUGCAGAAUAUCUUGCACGAUUUGAUGAAAGACCAAUGGCCGAAGUAUAUGACAAAUCAAGCAUGGACAUUCCAUUCACGUUUAAGAGGACGACACAUACAAGAGAUGAAGUUGAAAAAAUCCUAAGAGAUGAACUGGGUGGAAAAAGCCUAGAAGAGGUGCUGGAGAUCGCUUUGCAAAUAUACUUCAGAAGAGAAUGUGGAGCCUUUGAUAUUCUGUCUAUCAUUUUUGAGAAGGACCAGUUCAAGUCUGAAUGGAAGCACCUGUUUGAGAGGGAGUGGGCCAGGAGGGAGGUACGACUGAUGGAGUAUGUCUUUGGAAAAUACAUGACCAACAAUAACACUGUUGAUGCCGCUGAGGCUCAGAAGAAGAGCCGUGAAAAAGUUGCUGCAUGGAUGGAUGGAAUGUCUUCAUCAACAAAACCUUCAUGGACGGAUGGAACGUCGUCACCAAAAAAGUCUUCAUGGAUGGAUGGAUUACCUCCAUUAAUUAAGGAACCAAUCAGAAACGUCAUGAUCCGACUGCAAGAAAUGAACAUAUAAUGGACAUACGGCCCCCAGUACUGCUACAUGUGAGAUCAUUAACAGAUUCAUUCCACUCACAGUGUCUGGGGCUACACACACACUAGUACUUGGUAUUUGGCUGAUCAUGGUUUUGAUCAUAUUCUGGACAUAGAGUUUACAUGGGACACGGAAAUAUUAUCAUACCUGUUUACAUGAUAAAUAAUAGUAUCCUGUUAAGUCAUUAUUGGGCAAAGUCAAGGGAAGGAUAACAUCUGGUCAAAAAAAUUAAAUUACAAUAAUCUACACCAAACUUAUAUUUUUGAGUAGGUAAUUACUUAUAUUUUCAAGAAAAUGUAUUUUGAAAUGAAAAAAAAAAUUUGAGGAGUUUUAUGAGUGUGAAUGUUUGAAAAGUAACAAAGUUUUCUGCUGUCAUUCUGGGUUCAUUUUAUAAACUCUCAUAAAUAAAUUCCAAAUUCAUUGAUAUUUAACUAUUAUAUUAUAUAUGUCAUAUUCUAAA
This is a messenger RNA of Sphaeramia orbicularis (orbiculate cardinalfish), 4782 nucleotides long. RefSeq lists its product as uncharacterized. The transcript has 13 exons. NCBI's taxonomy places the organism in Eukaryota, Metazoa, Chordata, Actinopteri, Kurtiformes, Apogonidae. The record is from RefSeq and is a predicted model, not a curated record. Bases 81 to 4304 code for a protein of 1407 amino acids. Gene Ontology annotation, molecular function: GTP binding.